Messenger RNA from Anneissia japonica, 5015 nucleotides. Its product is annotated as solute carrier organic anion transporter family member 4A1-like. NCBI's taxonomy places the organism in Eukaryota, Metazoa, Echinodermata, Crinoidea, Comatulida, Comatulidae. The transcript has 10 exons. The coding region runs from base 874 to 2952 and encodes 692 amino acids. Gene Ontology annotation, cellular component: membrane. Gene Ontology annotation, molecular function: protein binding. Gene Ontology annotation, biological process: transmembrane transport; sodium-independent organic anion transport. The record is from RefSeq and is a predicted model, not a curated record.
AUACUGCAUCCAAAUAGACAUGAAUACCUAACUUUUUUUAAAUAAGGGACCGCUUUUCCCAAUCUCAUACUGUAUUCUCCAAAUUCAAAAAUAUUAACCUUCUGCAAACAUUCUAAAUGUCAUAUCAGUUACAUUCUAUGUGCAUUCAAACAUAGGCUAAGCAAUACAUUUAACUAAAGAAGAGUGCUUUCCGGCCUACUGUAAUAACAAAUUACACCCUCGUUCCGAAGGGCUGGACGGCUCUUCGUCAUUAUCAGUAACAAAUAGUACCUAGCCAACGAAUCCCUCAAUACUUUGAGCAUAAGCAGUUAACUAAAACUAGUGCCUUUUCAUGAGAGACAAAUUCUGGAUUUUAUGAAGAUACCCACCAAAAAACAACAAAUAGGCCUAUUAGUCUAGAAAAAUGAAUUGAAACCGAAUUUCUUAUUCUAAAACACUUUUUAUUCUUUUAUAUUUUAAUAUUAUUUUAUCAAAAUGAUUGCUGUAUUAGUAAGUUACAAACGCUUCACAUCGUUCGAUCAUCUGCAAAUGAUCUUCCUAUGGCAAUAUGUACAUAUCAAAUAUUUAGACAUAUUAUCAUUUAGUUCCCCUAUAUAGCGGCGCCACAAAUGGGCUUAUUUACAUUGACACAAUGCUGAUGGUGAUAAUUGCUUAAGCUAAUAACGCCCAUAAAAUUCAGCCUGGUACCCUUGUUGUGGUUUUCAAGCUAUUCUUUAACGAGUUUGUGUCGGUAAGCAACAAGACCCAAACACCAAUGUUUUGACGCCAUAUGCCUAAUGUCAAAUGAUUUUGCAUAACAGAAUAUAUUUUAUCAGUGAUUGUAUCUCUUUCGGGGUUUAGUAGAUUUUAGAAAAUUUAUAUGGAUUUUAAAAUAUGACGUCGAUCAUUGAUACACAAACAACCACCUUAACGCCCGAGGAUAUCGCGGUAGAGAACGCAAUAUCCACUACCGAUGAAAAGACAUCCUCAACGUCUGAGCAAAGCACAGAAACUCCGAAGGAAAUUCAAGCAAGUGAAGAUGUCCCUGAAAACGAUGAGCUGACAUGGGGCUGGUUCGGGUUUCGUCCAUCUUGGCUUCAAGUCUUCAAUAAUUCAAAAUGGCUGCUCUUCUCAUUGUGUUUGUUCACUGCAGUCCAAGGAAUGGUGAUAAAUGGUUUCAUAAAUGUUAGCAUUACAACGAUUGAGAGACGUUUUGAGAUGCCGAGUAGGAAUGCUGGCUUUAUUGCCAGUUCCUACGAUCUCGCUUGCGCGAUAUUGGUGCUAUUUGUGACAUAUGUAGGGGGACGAGGACACAAACCCCAAUGGCUGGCUAUAGGACUCUUAAUUAUGGGCACUGGAUCUUUGAUCUUUGCUCUGCCACACUUCACAAGCGGUAAGUACGUUCCCGUCGUCGGGACAGCAUCGGUCCUUUGCGGAGACCCGUUUGUGGAUGACUGUGACCAAAGUACAGACUCUAAGCUGUCAAACUAUCUCUACGUAUUCAUCGUGGCUCAGCUUCUACAUGGCAUUGGAGCUGUACCUUUAUACACUCUUGGAACAGCUCUGAUGGAUGAGAGUGUGACGACGAGGCAAUCAGGUUUAUAUCUAGGUAUAUUUUAUGGAUCAAGUAUCAUAGGCCCCUCAAUUGGAUACCUUAUCGGCGGUUAUACACUUGGAUUUUACACUGACUUUAAUAGGGAGAACGAAGAACUUGAGAUUGAACCAGGAGACCCGGCGUGGGUCGGUGCUUGGUGGAUAGGUUUUCUAGUUGGAGGUGUUUUAGCUUUCCUAUCGGCAAUACCAUUAAGUGGUUUUCCAAGGGAGUUGCCAACAACUGCAAAAAUUCGUGCCGAAAAGGUUUCCGAAGCUCACGCUGAUAGUAAAGAAGAAAAAACAACACAAGAAGGGUUUGGGACGUCGGUGAAAGAUUUUCCAAAAGCAUUUAUGUAUCUGAUUACGAAUCCCACAUUCAUGUUUAACACAAUAGCAGCAUGCUCAGAAGGUUUGGUUCUAAGUGGUUUUGCGACAUUCAUGCCGAAGUUUGUCGAAAAUCAAUUUGUACAGACAGCCGGUAGAGCAGCAGCACUUGUAGGUAUUGCUGCUGUUCCGGCCGCUGGUGGUGGCACUGUACUUGGUGGAUAUUUUGUCAAAAGAUGGGACUUAAAAGUUAGAGGCAAACUGAAAUUCUGCAUCUUCAAUACAGCUAUGACUAUCAUAUUAGCAUUCAUUCUACUUGUCUCCUGCCCUCAAGAGCUUGUCGCUGGAAUCAACCAAUCAUAUUACGGCAAUGAAACUCUUGCCGGAGAUCAAGCAAAUUUAACUACAGCCUGCAACGUUGAUUGUGGUUGUGUGGUUGAUAGCUUUUUCCCAGUCUGUGGCAGUAACAACAUAGAAUACUUCGAUCCAUGUCACGCUGGAUGUAAAACAUCAAUUGACGAAACCACAUUUGGCGAUUGUUCGUGUCUUGGUUUAACAGGCUCUACAGAUCUUGAAGUUAAAGCAGGAAAAUGUGGGACAGAUUGCAGUGCUUUACCGGGGUAUAUGGUGGGAUUUUUUAUCAUCAUGGUUUUUAACUUCUUCUCGAGUAUUCCAGCAACGGCGACAACUUUAAGAUGUAUACCAGAUAAUCAGCGUUCGUUUGGUCUUGGAGUUCAAUGGAUAUUUGCUCGAGUGUUUGGGACAAUCCCCGGGCCGAUCCUGUUUGGACUCGCUAUAGACGCUAGCUGCACGAUGUGGCAGUAUGAAUGCGGAAACAAGGGCUCCUGUUGGUUGUACAGUAACGAAGAAAUGGGCCGCAAUUUACUUCUUAUCGGCGUAGGAUUUAAAAUUGUUAGUCUUUGCUCAUUUUCCACUUCGUUACUACUUUAUAAACCUCCUCCUGGAGGGGAAGAUGAGGACACUAUAGAGGUUGUUGAUAAAUUUUCUAAGCACGAUGGUAUUGAUAAUUCAGUUGAAAUACAUAGGUUAGAAUGAAAAAUAUUUUCUUUAAUUUUACUGAAUGCUUUUGAGGUCAUUCUUGUUUGCUCUGUAAUAUAUUUAUAUAGAAAUGCAACAAUUAUUUGUGAAGUUAUUUUUUGAUAUCAGUUUAAAUUCUACAUUAACAAUUCAAUACUGCAUCAAUAAAAUCAUUAUUACUCAUAUUCCAUAUUGACGUGAUGUAGGCCUAUGUAGUGAAAUGUAAAAUCUAUUUUGUAUACAUGAAGUUGAAGUCCAAUCAUAUAUAUAUAUAUAUAUACAUACAUAUAUAUAUAUAUAUAUAUAUAUAUAUAUAUAUGUGUGUGUGUGUGUGUGUGUGUUUGAAAACAUCUAUAGUACGGUACUGUAUAUGAAAUAUACAAGCAUUUUAACUAUAGAUAAAGAAAUUCGUUAACUUAUAUAUAUAAAUAAUUCUGGUUACUCUUCAUUAUUUAUUCAUAAUUAGUUACCCUUUUGUUAUGUAUAAUAUUAAAUUAGUGAACUAUAAGGUUGGUUACCAUUUCCUUAUACAGGUCUACCUGUAAUCAAAGACCCAUCCAAUUAAAGACCACCUUUAAUUGAAGACCUCUUUUCUGAGGGUCCAAAUUUACAAAUGUCUUUUAUCUUUAUUAACCUAAUUAGACACCAAAGCUGCUAAAGACCACAAAAACCCUGGUUCCAAAAGUGGUCUUUAACUGGAGGCCCUGAAUCAGUAAAGGCCUGUAUAAAUAAUAACAACUUUCACCCAAUUAUUUGCUUAUAAUUUCAAGAGGCAUAACAUGCCUUAUAAUCUAAUGUAAACAAUGAGUAACCUUUUCAAUUAUACGUUAACUAUGGAUUGUAUAUAAAUGAUAAUGUUAAUUUACACUCGACGCCUCAUGUGUCAUAAAAGAUCGGGUGGAGUGGCCCAUAGCGGAAGCCAGUACCUAUAACUUGAACUAUCUAUUAUUAUAUAAAUAGCAGGGGUGUCACCACACAGUGUUAUAUAGUUGAUGAAAUAAAUAGAAUAUGAAAAAAAUAUUCUCUUCAUACUAUAUACACUUUUAUAUAGUGUAUUUCCGAUUUCCAGCUAUUGGGACAUUUGGGACAGUCCCACACAAUUGUUUUAAUGGGUCCACGAAGAAUGGGUCCACAUAUUUAAAAAUGGGUCCAAAUUAUAAGCAAUUGUAUGCAUAAAAUGAGUCCACCUUUUGAAAAAUGUGUCCAGAUUUUUCAUAUUUUUGUGUAAAAUGGGUCCACAUUAUUUGAAUUUACGGGCAAAGUAGGUCCACCCUGAUUGUCCCACACUGUUUGAAAAAAUUAUAUGCAUGUAUACUUUGCUUUGAUACACCUGUACAGAUUACGGUUUAAAGGUACAGUCUAUGAAACACACUACACUAGUAAUGUACCGUAUUGUAAGACCAAAACGCCCUUAAAUAGGAGGAUCAAUUCGUGGAUAUGCCUAAGCAAAUCAUAAUGAUGAAUAGAAAUAAUUUGGAUGUGGACAGCAAAUUAGCGUAUAUCUUUGGUCUGUUAAUUCGAAUUUAAAUUUCUUGAAGUUAGCAUAUGGUAGGCCUAUUAAAGGGUUAUACAAAAUAUUAAAAAUUAAAUGUCAUUUUAAAAAAUGAAUAAAAAUAAAAUAUAAGAAAAGAAAAGUUAAGUUUGAUCUGCAUUCAAGAGAAUUCCUGUUUGGUUGCUAAGGCCGGGUUUUCUUAAAAUCGCUACACUAUCGCUACAGCACGUGUUUUCAGCCUGAGUGCAAUCUUUGCUACAGUUAGCACUCCCCGACGCAAUCGGGAAGGCUCCCCUAGUCCACCGACUAGUCACCGAAAGCUGUCGGCGAUAGCGUAAAACGAUAGUAACAUAUGAAAACCAAGCUUGACAAUCCGAUGUUAAAAACUGUUAGGAAAUCGAUUUUUAAACUUUUAAAUUUGAAUGAUCCAGGAGAUAAUUUAGUAUCUACGGUAUGUAGGCGUAUUUGUAAAGUGUGUAGGCGUAUUUGUAAUGUGUGUAAGCGCUGGCCAUUUUGUUUAUUUAUUGUGGAAUACCGGUAGUUAAUUUUAAGAUAUUAUUUUAUAAUUAUUAUUUAAUUGCGGGAAGUA